AUGGACGUGAAGGAUAUAAACAUUGAUCAUGAAGAAAAAAUCAUGGACCUGGAGAUGGCAAUAGAUAAGAUUAAUAAGAAGUUGAGAGUGGUUAUUGUUGUUAGUAGGACAACCAUGACAAAUAGCACGAAGGGUCUUCGAAGACUCAAUGAAAAAUAUCAACCCCUUGAUGUCUCCCCCUCGGCUACUCAUGCUUCUCCCUUCAUUUUGGUUUAUUGUAAGAGCAAGGAGAAAGUUCCUAUUCUGAAAGGUGACACUCAAGCCACUCUAGGACCAUCAACUCGCACUCGCAACAAGGAUAAAGGUAAACAGGUGAAUUCCAACAUUAUGGAGGAUUUAGUUGAAAUUAAUAGGAAUGUUAUUGAUAAAAUUGUUAAGCCAGUUCAAAUGUUGAACAAUAUUGUUAUUUUCAACUCAAAACUUUUAGAACUAGCAAAGUUGGACUUUAACAUGAUCCAAUCAAUUCAACAACGAGAGCUUCAAGUUCUCUCCAGAUGGUGGACAGAGUUUGGUCUAGCUAAACUAGAGUUUGCUCGCCAUCGUCAUGUGGAAUUUUAUGUUUGGACUGCUGGAGUGUGUAUUGAGCCAAAAAAUUCUACAUUUAGAAUUGGAUUUGCAAAUAUGGCUAAACUUGGCACUUGUUUGGAUGAUAUUUUUGACACUUAUGGAACUCUAGAUGAACUUAAAGUCUUCACAGAAGCCAUUAAGAGGUGGGAUUUAGCAUCCAUGGAAGGGCUUCCUGAAUUUAUGAAAUUGACAUUCAAGGUCUUUGACGAGGGUUUGAGGGGCGUGGCUCCAGAGGCUGAAAAAACUCAAGGCAGAGAUACACUUGACUAUGCGCAUAAAGUUGUAUGA
This is a messenger RNA of Cryptomeria japonica (Japanese cedar), 855 nucleotides long. Its product is annotated as alpha pinene synthase, chloroplastic-like. The transcript is spliced from 4 exons. NCBI's taxonomy places the organism in Eukaryota, Viridiplantae, Streptophyta, Pinopsida, Cupressales, Cupressaceae. The record is from RefSeq and is a predicted model, not a curated record. The coding region runs from base 1 to 855 and encodes 284 amino acids. Gene Ontology annotation, molecular function: terpene synthase activity; magnesium ion binding.